This is a messenger RNA of Saccostrea cuccullata (small rock oyster), 874 nucleotides long. Its product is annotated as heavy metal-binding protein HIP-like. Lineage: Eukaryota; Metazoa; Mollusca; Bivalvia; Ostreida; Ostreidae. The record is from RefSeq and is a predicted model, not a curated record. The coding region runs from base 99 to 869 and encodes 256 amino acids. Gene Ontology annotation, molecular function: protein binding. The transcript is spliced from 3 exons.
GAACAUUCGCGAGAGUUAGAAAAACUAAAAUAUAAACCUAUAUCAAAGGGACUCCUAAUUUCCGGAAUAGUCAUGUGACCAACGAUUGGCAGACGACAAUGGAAGCCCGCCUCUCUUCCCUGGAGAGGAAUCUACAGCAGUACAUGAAAAUCAAUGAUCAACUCCUGGAGGAAAAUCAGGCGCUAAAGACACUGGUGGAGGACAACAACAGAAGAAAUACUGAGUUGUCGAUAAAGGUUAAAAAUCUCGAAAGAGCUAUCAGUGGUAUACAGAACAACCGGAAGGAUGCUCAAAUACGUCCCAUUACAGCUUUCCCGGAAAGUGCUAAAGGUAGUGACGAUGGCCCACGAACAGAUUUAAUUAAAAAUCAAACAAGGAAUUACGGAGCAGAUCAACAGUUUAUCAUCAAUGCAACCAAAGAACCAAGAAAAAGGAUAGUUCCACCGACCCCUGAUUCUGCCGCAGAGAACGUAGCUUUCCAUGCCUACAUGUCCACAAACACAGCUUCUGGUCUUCGUCAACAUCACACAUUAAUCUUUGACACAGUGAAGGUCAACAAAGGUCAAGGUUAUCACAGAGACGAUGGGAUAUUUAUCAUACCGAGUUCAGGAGUUUAUGUCUUUGCAUGGACCCUGUCAGUUCAAAACUAUGACGGCUGGGCCUCUGUAGAGAUUGUCGUCAAUGGGCAAAUUGCUGGAUCGACGUUUGCAGAUGGAGGGACCGGAUCCUUUGACUCUGGGACUGGUCUCGUUGUUGUCGAGGGUAACGUCGGAGAUCAUGUUUAUAUUCGUAUGCAUGAAAACGGAGAUAAUGUUGUAAACAGCAAUGGAAGAGCACGGACGUCUUUUUCGGGAUUGCGUCUUUUUUAAUGUUU